UGAAACGCGGACGCGUGUGGACGUCGUUUUGCGCGGUACCCGCUUCGAAAACAGUUUGAAAAUCCGAAACGGUUCUGUUCGAUUUGAUCGGAUUGUUUGGUUGAUUCGAAACGAAUUCUCGGGCCGUGCAUGUGUGAAAGUGAAAACGAAAUUAAGAAUCAAAAUGAGCACGGUGCAUGAGUUUCCUUGACGUUCGCUUCGGAAAAUCCAUCUCAAGAAAACAAAGAGCGUGCGAAAGCAGAAAGGCCAAUUUUUCACCCAAAAGGAAUAUUAAAUAUCCAGUCGAAAUGUCCGCUAAGACGUCCCCAUCGUCCACUUCUCGAGAUGCCAACGUGGGAUCCUCUAGUGCGAUUCCCGUUCAGAUCAAGAAAGAACUGCCCAGCGACGAGAUAAAGGAAUUCGCGCACAACACCAUGAACGAGCUGCUCGGCUGGUAUGGAUUCGAGGGUGUGGAUGUGGAUCGUCUCGACCUGACAGCCAAGACAUCGCGCCUGCUGCAGAGUGCCGCUGCCGCCGCGGUGGCCAGCCAACAGCAGCAGCACCACCAGAGUCACCAGAACCACCAGCACCACCAGAUGGAGCAGCAUCCCAGUCUGGAGAGGAAGCGGGGCAGUCUGUUGCGCAGUAGUCGCAGUUCUUUGGCGGCAGCCUAUCACAAUAACAACAAUAAUGCCAGCAGCAACAAGAACAAUGGUGGAGUCGGCGGGGGCGGUACGAGCGGUGGGAGUGGCCGGAAGGGCGGUCUGCUGAACUGCAGUAGCACCACCACCACGCCCUCGGACCACGACACUCGCAGCUCUCGGGAGGAGGACUCCAAGAGUCCGCACUCCAUCGGGAAACCAGCGGGAGUACCGCAGACGGAGGAGAAAAUAGACUUCAGCAACUGCUGCUGGUGCCAUCGACCGAUCGCGGAGAAUGCGCCGGAUUACCUGACCAGUUGCGACGGACCGCGAUACUGCUCCGAAUCCUGCUUCGCCCAGAGCCGGAGGGCGUCCUUCAAGAAGGCCAAGACCUGCGACUGGUGCAAGCACGUCCGCCACGCGGUGAGCUACGUGGACUUCCAGGAUGGCGCCUCCCAGCUGCAGUUCUGCUCGGAGAAGUGCCUCAACCAGUACAAGAUGCAGAUAUUCUGCCACGAGACGCAGGCCCACCUCGACAUGCAUCCGCACCUGAGGGAUCAGGCUCUGGACGCGGGCAGCGAGGCAGGUCUGAUUACGCCGGACCUGUGGCUCCGCAACUGCAGGAGUCGCUCGGCCUCGCCCGCUUCCACGCUAUCGGUGUCUCCGGGUCCACCUGCCAUCCCAGCGGCGCCCAGUCGCUGCCCAGACUCGCCACCUAGUCAUCAUCCCAGCAAACCCCUGAUCUCAGUGGCUCCCGUCUCGAAGUUGCUGGCCCAGAAGAGUCCUGGCCCAGCCGGAGUACCGCCUCCACCGCCGCCGCCUGCCCAGCGUCAUUUGGGCGCCAAGAUGGGUCGCCGGAAGCGGCGAGGCCUCUCCUCCUCCUCGGGAUCGGAAACAGUUGCCAGUCUGCUGCAGAAACAGCAACAACACCAGCAGCAGCAACAUCAGCAGCAGCAGCACCAGCAACAUCAGGCGACUCCCACUUUAACGGCUGACUUUGCGGGUUCCAGUGUUCCACUGCCACCUCUAUCGCCCAUGCCAAGUGUCCAGGAGUCACCACCACAGCAGCAGGCUCCUCCUCAGGUGCCACCACCACAAGCUCUUCCACGGGGACCCACGGCCAUUCCGGCCAGCUACUUUGCUACGCCUUCGAACGGAGUGCCCAUGGGCCAUCCAUUCGUGGGACGUCCUCCACCGCCGCCGCAUCACUUUAUGCAUCCUCCGCCGCAUGGUAUGAUGCCCCGUGGAUUUGGUCCUCCCUUUGGGCCCCCUCUUCCUCCACAAAUGCCCGAGCUAGGAUCCCUGUUGGGUGCUGUUCCGCCGGUGACCGUCAUGGUGCCCUAUCCAAUCAUCAUCCCCCUGCCCAUACCCAUACCUGUUCCGCUGCCAGUGAUGGAUUUCUACAAGGCUCACCUAACUCCCGAGCAGAGGAAGCGUUUCGACGAGGAGCGGGCUGCCCCGAGCAGGCAGGAAACCCAAGGAGAGCAAGAGCAACCACUGGAACCGCUGGACUGCAGCAAAACCAGAAGUGAGCUGGAGGAGGAAAAACCAGAAGUGGAGAAACCAAAGGAGCCCCGCGAGGAGUUGGACAACGAUCAGGAAGAGGAUGACAAGGAAUCCAUACCAAAGACAAAUCCAGACAGGGACACCACCCCGGCCUCGCCAUCAAUCUCGCAGGAGUCGUCGUCUUCGCCUCAGGAGACGCACUGCAUCGUGCGGGAUUCGGCGCAAUCCGAGCCGGAGGCGGACAGCCAGAAGCUGCCCAAGCUGAAGAUCACGCGGCUGCAAACCAAGCGGACGCUCAUCCAAACCAAAGAGGCGGCGGCCGAGUGCAGUCGACCGCUGCGCAAGCGCAAGAGGAUCAUCGACUGCGAUUUCCAAAAGAUGGCCGUCAAGGAACCGGAAGUGGCCACAGAUGGCUCCCAGAGCAACGGCAGCAGCGUCAAGGAGGCGGAUCCGGAUGAAGAGUGCAAUACGAGCAGCAACCACAGCAGCAGUGGGCACGCUAAAGUUAAAAAGUAGAUGUAUAACUUAGGUUUUACCCUUAAAAAGUAGUAGAAUGUAUUUAUCUAUGUAUGUGAGAGCGUGUGUCAGUGUGUAUGUGUAAGCGGAAGCGGAAAUGGAGUCCGGAGAAAGAAAUAGAGAGCUAGCGGAAGGCACAAAGUGCAUGCGGUAAUUAAAAUUGAAUCUUAAUAAACUAAAAUAUAACUUAUUAAAGGAA
Molecule: messenger RNA, 2841 nt
Organism: Drosophila suzukii
Lineage: Eukaryota; Metazoa; Arthropoda; Insecta; Diptera; Drosophilidae
Gene: Sobp
Product: Sine oculis-binding protein
Biological process (GO): animal organ development
Cellular component (GO): nucleus
Source: RefSeq, a predicted model, not a curated record